ACAGACCUAAUUUUGUUUUACCCAAGCCAUAUGGGCUUUCAUCAUUGUAGUCUUCGCCGCAUCCUCCGAUCAAACGUUAACAGCACCUCCCUGAGGUCAAUAUCAGUCUCAUCGUUAAAAUACCCCAGGUUUCCCCGGGCUCAGAUAGUGAAUAGAUCAGCUCUUAUUUCAACCUCCCUCCGGAGAGUUCCAUUCAUGUCCUUUUUUGGAGGUCUCCUCAAUCGCUUUUCUACAUACGCACCCACCUCUGCGCCGAUGGAAUAUCCUGAUACACGAACAGAGGAUGAAUGGCGAGCAAUUUUAAGUCCUGAACAAUUCCGUAUCCUGCGUAGGAAAGGUACCGAAGCCGCCUUUACCGGCGAAUACGACAAGCACAAACCAACAUCCGGCGUCUACCACUGCGCUGGUUGCAAUGCGCCUCUCUAUAAGGCCGAGCACAAGUUUACCUCUGGCUGCGGCUGGCCCGCGUAUUUCGACUGUAUCCCUGGUGCGGUGACGCGACAUGAAGAUCGUUCAUUUGGUAUGACACGGACAGAAAUUGUGUGUUCAAAUUGCGGAGGACAUCUAGGCCAUGUAUUCAAGGGAGAAGGAUAUCCAACGCCCACGGACGAGAGGCAUUGCGUUAAUAGCAUAAGUUUGAAGUUCUCGAAUAAGAAAGGGGAAGGGAAAUAGGUAGCCUUUUGGAGAGUUAAUUUCCAUGGAGUUAUAUCGCAUUAAAUUGUAUAUACGUGGGUAUAGACUUGAGGACCAGGCGUUAGAUCAUAAGACUAAUCUGACCGUACUGUUAAGUUCAUCCAAACUGCCAGGGUAUUAAAAAGGUAGUACCAAGCAGCAUUCUACCAGGGGGAAUUUUCCUUUUUAAGGCUGGAAAGAGUAAAUAUCCAAACUUCAAGGGCAAAACAAAUAGGCAUAUGGGAGUAAAAAUGUAUUUCUAUUCUUUCAUCCCCUUCGCGCUGCGCUGGCUUUUGGUAGAUUUCGGGCGGAAGGCAGGCUGGAGCUGGGUGCGCGGUGCCCUAGCUGGAGACUCAAUAAGCUCUGUGGAGACAGUCCUUUGGCUCUGUGUGUCGCCAGACUCUGGGCUCUUUGCAACUUCGGAUUCUCGCUCUUGUACCCUCCCAGCUCGGCUGGAGGUAUUCGAAUAUGAAGGGUUCUUUGAAGGACUUUGCUUCGUCGAAUCCGACACGCCAGCAGCAGGUAUAACUUGAUAAGGGAGGGCAGCGAUGCGCUCUGCCUCCAGCUUUUGAUCUUCUUCCCGCUCUCUUCUUUCAUUUAUCUCAGCCAUAUACGCAUCGAAUCUUUCUCGUUCACUGGUUUUGGCCCAGCCCAGCUGAGUCCUAUCCGAACGAAUAGACUCGACGGUGGAUGGUGUAUUUUUCAAGAGUAGCUCUAGCGGGACAACCUCAUGUUCGGAAAAUCGCUGAUAUGGUGGAACCGACUUAUGUGAUCCGCUUUCGAUGUUAGCAUCACCCUGUCGUGAACGUUCAAUCCGAGCAGAUUUCCUCGUUGCUUCGGUUCCUUGGCCUAUAACGGAUCUUUUGCCUGUGGACUGAUCCCGAAAUUCUUCUAGUCGUUUCAUGAAUUCUGCCACGACAGCGUACUUAAGCCCGAAUCGAUCAGCCAACGCCAUGUGGGCUAAAUCUGGGUACUUUUCGAUCAACUGCUUUAGUGUUAGGGAGGUAUAUGCUUCAGUUUCCUCGGUGUCCUCGUCCAUAUCAAGCCCAGUAAGCUCUUCACGGGUGAUCCCAUAGAAC
Molecule: messenger RNA, 1751 nt
Organism: Coccidioides immitis RS
Lineage: Eukaryota; Fungi; Ascomycota; Eurotiomycetes; Onygenales; Onygenaceae
Product: methionine-R-sulfoxide reductase
Exons: 2
Coding region: 196-672 (158 amino acids)
Biological process (GO): response to oxidative stress; protein repair
Molecular function (GO): peptide-methionine (R)-S-oxide reductase activity
Source: RefSeq, a predicted model, not a curated record